This is a messenger RNA of Gasterosteus aculeatus aculeatus (three-spined stickleback), 1025 nucleotides long. It is a transcript of the gene aprt, whose product is annotated as adenine phosphoribosyltransferase. Gene Ontology annotation, molecular function: adenine phosphoribosyltransferase activity; AMP binding; adenine binding. Lineage: Eukaryota; Metazoa; Chordata; Actinopteri; Perciformes; Gasterosteidae. Gene Ontology annotation, cellular component: cytoplasm. Gene Ontology annotation, biological process: adenine salvage; AMP salvage. The record is from RefSeq and is a predicted model, not a curated record.
AAGGGGCGCUGAUGCCCCCAUAAGCCGCGGUAAAUGCUCCCGUGACACAUUGCGUUAGAAUGGCAGCAGACUCCGAAUCCAAACUGCAGCUGGUCCAAAGACACAUCCGAGCCUUCCCGGACUUUCCCCAGCAGGGCAUCUUGUUCAGGGACAUCUGUCCCAUCCUGAAGGAUCCGGCUGCUCUGACAGCUGUGAUUGACCUGUUUGAAGACCAUGUGAGGAAGAACCACCAGCAGCUGGACCUGAUUGUUGGUCUGGAUGCUCGUGGUUUCCUGUUCGGCCCUCUGCUUGCCCAGCGGCUGGGCCUCGGCUUCGUCCUGGUCAGGAAGAAAGGCAAGCUGCCUGGAACCACCGUGUCCGUGGCAUACGACUUGGAGUACGGAAAGGCAGAAGUAGAGAUACAGGAGGAUGCUGUGGCUCCAGGACAGAAGGUCCUACUCAUUGAUGACCUUUUGGCCACUGGAGGGACGCUGCACGCCGCCUGUGAGCUGAUGGAGAAGCUGCAGGCGCAGAUAGCGGGCUGCCUGGUGGUGAUCGAGCUCCAGGAGCUGAAGGGCGCCGACAAGCUGAAGCCGCACCGCGUCUUCUCACUGCUGCGCUACUGAAAGCACAGACGAGUCCGCUGCCUCCCAACAAGGUCGCUUCAACCACACGUUGAUAUGCCAUUCCAUUUCAGUCAGCACUAAGAUUUAAAUACACAUGUGGUCUAUUAUUCAUUCAUGCUGCCGCUAUGUGUCCGUGGAUCUGUAACAAAGCUGAUGCAUGCUGGGAUCAGUCCCGGCCUUUUAAGCAAAGACAUACAUGAAAACGUAUCAUUCGAUACUAAGCUUUGAUUUACCGCAUUUUAAAUAAUACAAUCAAAUGAACAGCUUUUGAAGGAUUGACAUUGUUGUAGAGACUUCAGAUUGAGACGACCAGGAGGCUCUUAAGUAAAGUUUGGAAUGUGGCUCAGCUAAUAAUGAAAAUAUUAGUGGUUUGAUGUAGAAAUUCAGGCAAAUAAAACCAAUCAAAAAUAAGUAAAGUUA